Molecule: messenger RNA, 2436 nt
Organism: Humulus lupulus (European hop)
Lineage: Eukaryota; Viridiplantae; Streptophyta; Magnoliopsida; Rosales; Cannabaceae
Exons: 2
Coding region: 1-2436 (811 amino acids)
Source: RefSeq, a predicted model, not a curated record
AUGUCUGGCGAAGACACUCAGAACAGGUUGGAGGCAAUCAAACAGUAUCUUGCUACUUCAUCUUCUUCUUGGACUUCGCGGACUAUUACUGAUAAUCCACUCUUUCAACGUCUUGCUCAUCAAGUGGAUCCUAUGAAAGUGCCCUUAUUGUCUCACGACUCAGAUUCAGACGAUUCUAUUACAUAUUACAGAGAUAUGGCACAAAAUAGGACGUUGAAAGAGUUGGCUGCGCCAGAUAUUGAUCAACAACCGCUAUGCAUUCAAUAUGCACCCCUUGAUGUGAACUUUGAACUCAAGUCGGGCCUCAUUCAUUUAUUACCAUCGUUCCAUGGGCUGCCUGGUGAGGAUCCGAAUAAUCAUCUCAAGGAAUUCCAUAUUGUAUGCUCUAGUAUGAAGCCAGCCUCAGUGACAGAAGAACAAAUAAAACUCCGAGCUUUUCCUUUCUCUCUAAAGGAUUCAGCAAAGGAGUGGCUGUAUUAUCUCCCCCCUGGUACUGUGGAGACCUGGAACACUAUGAAGACCUUGUUUUUGGAGCGGUAUUUUCCAGCGUCUAAAGUGGGGAGUAUAAGGAAAGAAAUUUGUGGCAUCAGGCAGGCUGUGGGAGAAUCACUCUAUGAUUACUGGGAGCGCUUUAAGCGGUUGUGUGCUAGUUGUCCUCACCAUCAGAUCAGUGAGCAACUAUUGAUUCAAUAUUUCUAUGAGGGAUUACUGCCGUUGGACAGGAGUAUGAUUGAUGCAGCCAGUGGGGGUGCACUAGUUGAUAAGACUCCUGCUGCAGCCAGGAGCUUGAUUUCUAAUAUGGCUGCUAACUCACAACAGUUUGGCAUUCGUCAAGAUCCUGUUCCACCGCCUAAAUCAGCUAAUGAAGUGAGCACCUCUAAUGCUAAUCAGCUGGGUCAACAAUUGGCUCAAUUAACUGCCGUGGUACAACAACUAGCUCUAGGCCAACAGGUGCGGCCAUGUGGAAUUUUGUCAACUGAAGAAGCCAAUGCCGUUGGAGGAUUUCCAAGUCAACCUAGACCGAGGUACAACCCAUAUUCAAACUCUUAUAAUGAAGGGUGGCGUGAUCAUCCUAACCUUCGUUAUGGUAAUCAACAAGCUGCGCAACCAGGGCCCAAUAUGCCACCAGGGUUUACCUAUCAACCGAGACCUCCACAGAAUUAUGCUCCUCGACCACUACCACCUGCUCCUACUCAGAGUCAAGGGUCCUCUAUUGAAGAUUUGAUCAAGGCUCUUGCAAGUAAUACUAUACAGUUCCAGCAGCAGACCCAGGCUUCAUUGAAGAAUUUAGAGAACACCAUGGGGCAGAUUGCAACAUCCUUGAGUAGGGGUGAGACGCAGAACAUUGGCAAACUCCCUUCUCAGGCUGAAAAGAACCCUAGAGAGAAUGCUAGUGCAGUAACCUUGAGAAGUGGCACCUCUUAUGACCCACCUAAAGUACCAUCACCACCUCCUCUACCAAACACACCACCACCACCCACAAAUGACAAUGACCCACCUAUCACAGCAUCUUUACCUAAACCCACCGUGACCUCACAUAUCACCCCUCCACCAUUCCCUAGUAGAUUGCGAAAAUCCAAGAAAGAGGAAAGUGAAAAGGAAAUUCUAGAAACAUUCAGAAAGGUUGAGGUGAACAUUCCUUUGCUUGAUGCAAUCAAGCAAGUACCGCGGUAUGCAAAGUUUUUAAAGGAGUUGUGUACAAAUAAGCGGAAAUUGAAGGGUGAUGAAAAAGUAAGUGUGGGGGAGAAUGUGUCGGUGGUGAUUCAGAAAAAGCUUCCCCCAAAAUGUAAGGAUCCUGGUACUUUUACCAUACCGUGCACUAUUGGGAAUAAGAGGAUUGAACGGUGUAUGCUGGAUUUGGGUGCCUCAAUUAAUGUCAUGCCAUUCUCUAUUUAUGCUUCCUUGAAUCUUGGUCCACUUGAAGAAACGGGGGUGAUUAUUCAGUUGGCGGAUCGAUCCAAUGCCUAUCCUCGGGGUGUUGUGGAGGAUGUCCUGGUUAAGGUAAAUGAGUUGGUUUUUCCUGCCGACUUUUAUAUUCUUGAUAUGGAGGAUGAAUCUGUUCCAUGCUCUACACCUGUUCUGUUGGGGAGACCGUUUUUGAAGACAGCCCGUACAAAGAUUGAUGUUCAUGAAGGUACUUUGACAAUGGAGUUUGAUGGGGAGUUGAUUCGAUUCAACAUCUUUGAAGCUAUGAGGUACCCGAGUGAUGUGCAGUCUAUUUGUUCUAUUGAUGUAAGUGAUUCCCUAUCUCAGCGGGUUCUUGAUCUACAUGGGGAUGACAAGUUGGAUGUGGCUUUAAGGGAGGAUAUUCACCUUGAAGCAAACUGGUUUCCUGAGGAGAUUGAAGAUGUGGUGGCUGCCUUGGACAGUUUUAUUGAGAAAUUUCACAAUCAGGUUUCCUACCUGGAACUACCUUUGUCUACUGAGAAGAUGUAA